Dufourea novaeangliae is the source of this 2390-nucleotide messenger RNA. RefSeq names its product dipeptidyl peptidase 3 (gene DppIII). Gene Ontology annotation, biological process: proteolysis. Gene Ontology annotation, cellular component: cytoplasm. Gene Ontology annotation, molecular function: dipeptidyl-peptidase activity; metalloexopeptidase activity. The transcript is spliced from 3 exons. The coding region runs from base 172 to 2343 and encodes 723 amino acids. NCBI's taxonomy places the organism in Eukaryota, Metazoa, Arthropoda, Insecta, Hymenoptera, Halictidae. The record is from RefSeq and is a predicted model, not a curated record.
UUAAGUUAACCUUAAAUGCGUUAAGAUUUUAUAAGUAAAGUUACUGCCGUAGAACUAGUGUAUUCAUUUAUAUCUGGAUAAGAAUUAUAGAAUAGUUUAUAUUGCAUUUGUCAAAUAUAUUGAUUAUAAAUUCCAACUUUACAUUCCAGCAUAAGACAUUUGUGCACGAAAAUGAGUGACGACACUUCUUUCUUUACUUUACCGAACAAUCAACCGAUAAUUUCUUUAGAAUGCGAAAGUGCAUUUAAAGCUCUAACAACAAAAGAAAAACUAUACGCACAUUAUUUAAGUCAAGCUGCAUGGAAUGGCAGUCUUAUUGUAUUUAUACAAACUUCUCCUGAAUCACCAUUAAUAUUUGCUCUUUUACACAAAGUUUUUAUAUCUGAAAGUAUAGAUGAAUUAAAGAAAUCAGCACUUGAUGGUGGCAUCAGUGAAGAUGAAUUUACAGCUUUCCUAGUAUAUAGUUGUGGAAUAUUUGCAAAUGCUGGUAAUUAUAAGUCCUUCGGUGAUAGUAAGAUAAUUCCCAAAUUGCCUAAAGAAAAAUUUGAAACUGUAAUAAAAGUUUCAAAAGCAUAUAAAGAUAAUUCUAAAAGUACUGAUGAAAUUUGGAAUAAAAUUCAAGAUGUAGUGUAUUCGAUAAAAGGAAAAUUAAAGUCUUUGGGAUUAGGUGAUAAGGGUGUCACAACCUAUUUCUCUGCCAAUUGUACGGAUAAAGAUGCUGACUUGGUCAAUGAAUUUAUGCAAGAAAAAGGAUUAGAAUCUUACAAUGCAAGAUGUUUUAAAACUGUGAAUUCAGGCAAUAUGGAUUCAUAUGAAAUCAGAUUAGCUUCUGUAAAAACUGAUACUGAUCCUAAUAUUACAUUGUCAGAAGAAGUCUACAAGAAUGCUAAAUUCAAGAUUGCAAGAGGAGAUUAUAGUCAGCUGUUAAUUCCAGUUGUUGAUAAUCUACAGAAGGCAAAAGAGUAUGCAGCAAAUGACAAUCAGAAAAAUAUGUUGAACAAGUAUAUAGAACAUUUCACAGCAGGAUUAUUGCAGGCCCAUAAAGAUGGUUCACGAUUCUGGAUUAAGGAUAAAGGACCAGUUAUAGAAACCUAUAUUGGUUUUAUUGAAACUUACAGAGAUCCUGCUGGCCAGAGAGGAGAAUUUGAGGGAUUUGUAGCAAUGGUAAAUAAAGAAAUGUCUAAAAAAUUUGCUACUUUGGUACACAAUGCAGAGAAAUUUAUACCAAAACUUCCCUGGGGUACAGACUUUGAAAAGGACGAAUUCUUAAGACCUGACUUUACUUCUUUAGAUGUUUUAACAUUUUCUGGAUCUGGUAUACCUGCUGGAAUAAAUAUUCCGAACUAUGAUGAAAUUAGACAGUCGGAAGGAUUUAAGAAUGUAUCUCUUGGUAAUGUAAUUCCUGCAAAUAUGAAGUUAGACGUAAUACCAUUUUUAUCUGAACAUGAUCAGGCUCUAAUGAAUACUUAUAGAGUUGCAAGUUUUGAAGUACAAGUUGGUUUGCAUGAACUUCUUGGUCAUGGGACAGGUAAAUUGUUGAGGCAGUUAGGACCUGAUUCUUAUAACUUUGAUAAAGUAAAUGUAAAAAAUCCCUUAACUGGAGAAGUAAUAGAUAAAUUCUUUCUACCGGGUGAAACAUAUGAUUCAAAGUUUGGCCAAAUGGGAUCAUCUUAUGAAGAAUGUAGAGCAGAAGCUGUUGGGUUAUAUCUGUCUUUGGAAAAAGAUGUAUUAAGUAUAUUUGGGCACGAUGGUCCUAAAGCAGAUGACAUAAUAUAUGUCAAUUGGUUAUCUCUCUUGUGGAAUGGAUGUGCGAAAGCUUUAGAAAUGUAUCAACCAUCCACUAAAAAGUGGUUACAAGCUCACUCUCAAGCAAGAUACGUUCUACUUAGAGUAUGCAUUGAGGCUGGCGAUGGUUUCGUUAAUGUAGUUGAAUCUGAGUCUGGAAAGAAUUUAUUAUUCAGUGUAGAUAGGUCUAAGAUUCUGACUGUUGGCAAGAGAGCAAUUGGAGACUUUUUAAAUAAGUUACAAAUUUAUAAAAGUACAGGUGACAUUGAUGCAGCAAAGGAAAUGUAUGAAAAAUAUAGUGAAGUGCCCGAAGCAGGACCACAUCCAUGGGCACAUUGGAGAGAUAUUGUUCUUGCUCAUAAAGAACCUCGAAAAAUAUUUGUACAAUCAAACACAUUUAUAAAUGGUUCAGAUGAAGUACAUUUGAAGAACUAUGAACCCAGUUUUGCUGGAUUAAUUCAGUCUUGGAUAGAAAGAUUUCCUUCUACAGAAAUUUCCCAAACUUUCAUUAAACUUUGGGAAAAAGAUGAAAAAUACUUUACGUUAGAACAUAAGUAAUACAAUUAUUGAAAUAAUUAUUUUUUCAUUAUAUUUUGAAUUAUGUA